This is a messenger RNA of Puntigrus tetrazona (Sumatra barb), 3358 nucleotides long. It is a transcript of the gene pora, whose product is annotated as P450 (cytochrome) oxidoreductase a. NCBI's taxonomy places the organism in Eukaryota, Metazoa, Chordata, Actinopteri, Cypriniformes, Cyprinidae. Gene Ontology annotation, cellular component: cytosol. Gene Ontology annotation, biological process: response to hormone. The transcript is spliced from 16 exons. Gene Ontology annotation, molecular function: NADPH-hemoprotein reductase activity; flavin adenine dinucleotide binding; FMN binding. The record is from RefSeq and is a predicted model, not a curated record. The coding region runs from base 341 to 2365 and encodes 674 amino acids.
UUGAUGCCUUUGGGUAGUCAUAAACAAAAAGCGAAAAUUUUACGUGUGUACGUGUUUGUCUGCCCUCACAAAAAGUACCAUGGCGAUGGUAGCAUAGGGAUAGUAUCAGAUGGUACGCAGUGUGACUUUGCUACGUGACACUGAAUGAUUCAUAUGUUCAUAUACAACGGACGUCAACAUUUUUAAACAGCGACGUGCUAAAUGUCCAAAAACAUGUUAGUGCUGCAGUACUUCUGUUUUUUUUAAGACAUGAGGGCUAUUUUGUAACACGUCGUGGACAUCGAGAUAAAAGUUUCUAUGGAAGAAACCAAGACAUACCUGCUUUCUGAAUUCUGUGAAGAUGGAGGACAGUGAAUCCCAGCUGCUCUCCGAUGAGGAGCAGACUCCGGAGCCUCUCCUCAGCUCUCUGGAUAUCUUCCUUUUCUCUCUAAUCGCAGGACUUCUUAUCUACUGGUUCUUCUUCCGAAAAAAAACAGAGCCUCUUCCAGAGAUCAAGCCAUUUACUUCAGUAACACCACAAAUACGUGAGACCAGCUUUAUUGAGAAAAUGAAGAAAACGAACCGCAACAUUGUAGUGUUUUAUGGAUCCCAAACAGGGACUGCUGAGGAAUUUGCUAACAGGAUGGCAAAAGAUGCCCAACGCUACGGCAUGAAAGGCAUGGCUGCUGACCCAGAGGAGUAUGACAUGUCUGAGCUGUCUAGACUGAAAGAGAUUCCUGAUUCCAUGGCUGUGUUCUGCAUGGCAACCUAUGGAGAAGGAGACCCCACAGACAACGCUCAGGAGUUCUACGAUUGGAUGCAAGGGACUGAUGACGAUCUAGAGGGGGUCAACUUUGCUGUGUUUGCUUUAGGAAAUAAAACAUAUGAGCACUUUAAUGCCACAGGCAAGUAUACAGACAAGAGGCUUGCUGAACUUGGGGGAAAAAGGGUCUUUGACCUGGGCCUCGGGGAUGAUGACAGCAACUUGGAGGAGGAUUUUAUCUCUUGGAAGGAACAGUUCUGGCCUGCUGUAUGUGAGUUUUUUGGCGUGGAGGCCACGGGAGAAGACAGCAGCAUUCGGCAGUUUGAACUGGUGGUUCAUAAUGACAUUAAUAUGAAUCAAGUUUACACCGGAGAGAUGGGGCGGCUCAAAAGCUUUCAGACACAGAAACCACCGUUUGAUUCAAAGAAUCCUUUCCUUGCGACUGUGACUGUUAAUCGUAAACUGAACAAAGGAGGAAAUCGGCACCUGAUGCACAUCGAGUUAGAUAUCACAGACUCUAAAAUCAGGUAUGAUUCUGGAGACCAUGUUGCCGUUUACCCCACAAAUGAUGCAGCGGUGGUCAACAGAAUAGGAGAGAGACUUGGAGUAGAUCUUGAUACUAUAAUCUCUCUCAAAAAUCUCGAUGAGGAAUCCAAUAAAAAGCACCCAUUCCCCUGUCCAACCACAUACCGCACGGCACUGACCCAUUACCUUGACAUCAACAACAUGCCUCGCACAAACGUGCUGUAUGAGCUAGCGCAGUAUGCCUCUGAUCCACAAGAACAAGAAAACAUGCGCAAGAUGGCAUCGGCUUCACCUGAAGGAAAGGCUUUGUAUCAGAAUUGGGUUUUGGGUUCUGAGAGGAACAUACUAGCUAUUCUAGAGGAUCUACCUUCCUUGAAUCCUCCUAUAGACCACCUGUGUGAGCUCCUACCUCGACUUCAGGCUCGAUACUAUUCCAUUGCCUCUUCCAGCAAGGUCCAUCCAAACUCUGUCCACAUCUGUGCUGUGGUGAUAGAGUACAUGACCAAGACAGAAAGGGUCUUCAAAGGUGUGGCCACCAACUGGCUUAAGAACAAAGACGUGACCGAUAACGGCCAUAAUCACACCAUUCCCAUGUAUGUUAGGAGAUCUCAAUUCCGCCUGCCAUUCAAACCCAGUAACCCUAUAAUCAUGAUCGGGCCUGGUACUGGAAUCGCCCCAUUCAUGGGCUUCAUCCAGGAGAGAGCAUGGCAGAAGGAACAAGGGAAGGAAGUUGGUGAGACGAUACUUUACUUUGGUUGUCGCCAUAAGAACGAGGACUUCCUGUACCAGCAGGAAUUAGAGGAGUUUGAGAGGGCAGGAGUGCUGACACAGCUUAAUGUUGCCUUUUCCAGAGACCAGGAGCACAAGAUCUAUGUGCAACAUCUUCUGAAGACAAACAAGGAGCAGUUGUGGAAGCUCAUUCAUUCAAAUAAUGCCCAUAUCUACGUUUGUGGAGAUGCACGUAACAUGGCUCGGGACGUGCACACGGCCUUCUAUGAGAUUGCAGAGGAGGUGGGCGGCCUGACGCACUCUCAGGCUGUGGACUAUUUCAAGAAGCUGAUGACCAAGGGCCGUUACUCGCAGGACGUUUGGAGCUAAGCUAACCGAUAAGCCAAUGUUUGCCACUUUACCUCAAGCCAUCAUUUCUCCAAAACAUUGAAUUUGCCUGGACUCAUUGGUUAUAUAAUAUAAUUUUGAUGAAAUCCAGCAACACAAAAAGCAUGGUUUAACACUCUCCCUUCAGAUGAGUAUAGGAUAUUCAACCUGCUGCAACAGGAAACUGAUUUGACUGCAUUUGUACCCUAAAUGGCAUUGGAUGUUCAUGUAUACACAAAUGUAGGUCAAGUAUGCAAUAUGCUUAUUUUUUGAGUGAGGCCUUAUAAAAAGAUAAAUGUUGUUGUAGUGUUUGUUUUAUCUCCAUGUGAAAAGACUGCAAGUAUCACUUUUUGACGUACUGUAAAACUUUAGAUUAUUUUUUUUUUGAUUAUGUGUAUCAAGACAUCAUACAAUGUGUUACAGAAAAUCAACAUUUUAGGUCAGUCAUGUUUUUUGAUCAUGUGAUGUUUGUUCCUUUUUUAUUUCGUGUCGUUUCAAGAUGUUCUACCACUAUUUUUUAUGCAUUAUUUCACACUAAUGUCAAGUAGCAGUGAAUGAGCAAUUAUGCAAUCAACGCGACUCCAAUCUUUGGGUGAAGUGUUACAUCCUGCUAGUUUUUUUUAAAGGUUCACAGGAAUAGAAUAAAUAUAUAUUUUCCCUAACAUUUUAAAAGGUGCAUUUAUAAAAAGAAAAGUUCUUCUGUUAUUUUCUUAUGCUUUUCUUGACUGGUACGCGUUUUCCACUGAUUUCUACUCAUGAUUAUAGAAUUGAUUCUUCAAUUUAUCCCCCUAGUGAGCCAAAGCUGCAACUGCAUUGCCCAGAAUUAGGGUUUUAAAAUGAAACGAGCUUGCAUUUGUUAAAUUUUAAAACUUAUCGCAUUAAUACUGCUUGGAAAGAGAAGCGUCAUUGUGAUGUCAGAUGUUUGUGCAAAAUUGUGAUCUGUCAUGCAAUGUUUCACAAUUAAAGAAUGUGCACAAACACUGUCUGUCCUCAAAA